This is a messenger RNA of Andrographis paniculata, 1616 nucleotides long. RefSeq names its product aspartic proteinase PCS1-like. Gene Ontology annotation, molecular function: aspartic-type endopeptidase activity. The coding region runs from base 74 to 1423 and encodes 449 amino acids. Lineage: Eukaryota; Viridiplantae; Streptophyta; Magnoliopsida; Lamiales; Acanthaceae. The transcript has a single exon. Gene Ontology annotation, biological process: proteolysis. The record is from RefSeq and is a predicted model, not a curated record.
CUCCCCUUCACUGUCUCACUCACUUCAUACUCCUCCACAGCUAAGCUAAGCUCUCUCUCGCUCACCAUCAACAAUGGCGUCUUCCAGAUCUCGCCGUCUUUCUCUCCUCCUUUUCUUUUUUAUUUCUAUACCUUCUUUUGCACUUGCUGCUCAUCGAUUCGACAAUCGGAUUUCCAUGGCUUUUCCUCUUUCUAUCGCCGCCGGUAAGCCUUCCACGGCGGCGAACCGCCUGUCCUCCUCGCUGCUCCAGAGAAAGACGAAGACUCCGAUUCCGACGCCGGCGCCUCCGUUCGAUUAUAAUUACAAGUCGGCGUUUAAGUAUUCGAUGGCGCUCGUCGUUUCGCUCCCUAUCGGAACGCCGCCGCAGGCGCAGCAGAUGGUGCUCGACACCGGAAGCCAGCUGUCGUGGAUUCAAUGUCACCGGAAAUCGCCGAAGAAACCGCCGCCGGUGACGUCGUUCGAUCCGACGCUUUCGUCGUCCUUCUCCGAGCUCCCCUGUAACCACCCAAUCUGCAAGCCGCGAAUUCCCGAUUUUACCCUCCCGACGACUUGUGACCAAAACCGCCUCUGCCACUACUCCUACUUCUACGCCGACGGUACUCUCGCCGAGGGCAAUCUCGUCAGAGAAAGAUUUGCUUUCCCCCGGUCCCGGACCACGCCGCCGCUCAUCCUCGGCUGCUCCGCCGAGCCCAGCGAAGCCGAGGGUAUUCUCGGGAUGAAUCUCGGACGGUUAUCGUUCGUCUCUCAGGCGAAAGUUCCUAAAUUCUCCUACUGCGUGCCGUUCCGGCGAGGUCAGGACAAGGUAAAUCGCACCGGCGCGUUCUAUCUCGGCCGGAAUCCGAAUUCCGGCAAGUUCCGGUACGUCAAUCUCCAGCGAUUCUCCCAAAACCAGCGGAUGCCGAACCUCGAUCCGCUGGCCUACACUAUUCCGAUGACCGGAAUCAAAAUCGGCGGCACGCGUCUGAACAUCUCGCCGUCGGCUUUCCGGCCGGACGCCGGCGGCUCCGGCCAGACAAUGAUCGAUUCCGGCACGCAGUACACCUUCCUGGUGGACGCGGCGUACGAGAAGGUGCGGGACGAGGUCGUCCGGCGAGCCGGAGUUAAGCUGAAGAAAGGCUACGUGUACGGCGGCGCGAUGGACAUGUGCGUCGACGGCGGCGAUACGGCGGCGGCGGAGACGGGACGGCUGAUAGGCGACGUGGCGUUUGAAUUUGAAAACGGCGUGGAGAUAUUGGUACGGAAGGAGAAUGUUCUGGACGACGUCGGGGGUGGGGUCCACUGCGUGGGGAUCGGACGGUCAGGAUCGCUCGGCGUGGCGAGUAACAUUAUUGGGAAUUUUCAUCAGCAAAAUCUGUGGGUAGAGUUUGAUCUGAUUGGUCGACGUGUGGGAUUCGGUGAGGCCGACUGUAGCAAAUCACUCUGAGGACAUUUCUGUAAAUUAGCGUAUGUAGGUUUAGGAAUUAGGAGGAAAUCAAAGUCUAGAAAAGCAAAUAUAGAGAGAGAGAGAGACCAGUUGUACCUAAGUUAUAAGACAAAGUUUGGUUGUAAGAUUUUAAAUAAUUAUCUCUAAUCAUGUUUUUUUUGGAUGAUAUAAAAUUUAUAUUGAUUUAUUUAAA